This is a messenger RNA of Linum trigynum, 519 nucleotides long. The record is from the annotation of a GenBank genome assembly. Lineage: Eukaryota; Viridiplantae; Streptophyta; Magnoliopsida; Malpighiales; Linaceae.
AUGGCAUUCCCGAACCAGCAGACUAUUGAUUACCCGAGCUUCAAGAUCGUGCUCGUCGGCGAUGGUGGCACAAGCAAAAUGACGUUUGUAAAGAGGCAUAUUACCGACGAGUUUGAGAAGCGAUAUGAGCCAACAAUCGGUGUGGAGGUUCAUCCACUAGAUUUCUUCACCAACUGUGGCAAAAUCCUAUUCUAUUGCUGGGACACUGCUGGCCAAGAAAAUUUCAGUGGCCUCAGAGAUGGAUACUACCAAUGUGCAAUCCUAAUGUUCGACGUGACUGCUCGAUUGACUUAUAGAACGUUCCCAUGUGGCAUCGCAAUCUUUGUCGAUAGGGUCUGUGAGAACAUACCGAUUGUUCUGUGUGGGAACAAGGUGGAUGUGAAGAACAUGCACGUGAAGUCGAAGCAAGUCACAUUCCACAGGAAGAAGAACUUGCAGUACUAUGAGAUCUCAGCAAAAAGCAACUACAACUUCGAGAAGCCUUUCUCUAUCUCGCCAGAAAACUUGUCGGGUAAUUAA